Molecule: messenger RNA, 2323 nt
Organism: Amaranthus tricolor (Joseph's coat)
Lineage: Eukaryota; Viridiplantae; Streptophyta; Magnoliopsida; Caryophyllales; Amaranthaceae
Product: protein CYPRO4-like
Exons: 2
Coding region: 191-2131 (646 amino acids)
Cellular component (GO): nucleus; cytoplasm
Molecular function (GO): protein binding
Source: RefSeq, a predicted model, not a curated record
CCAUUCCAAAUUUUUUUGCUCAUUUUAUUUCAAAUUCCUCCCCCUCCCUCUCUCUCUCUCUCUCUCUAAAAUCCAUUUAUUUGAGUAACUAUCGUUCAACGGUUAUAUUUUCAUUUCACUUUCCCAAAUUUAAAUUUCAAAUCACAAUCUCAAUCUCAGAUUCUCUCACAGAUUAAGAUAUUCUUCAUCAAUGGGGGCAGCCAACAGUCGUGAAGGUUUAGAGCUUUCUGAUUCUGAUGAUUACGACGAACGAGAUUCCGAUCAAGAAGAAGAUUAUGAUACUUCUGAAGAACAAGUUGAAGAUGACCAUAGCCGUCAACCUACAACUCCUUCAUCGUCUUCUUUAGAUGAUGUUGAAGCUAGGUUAAAGGCUCUUAAGCUCAAAUACCCUGUUUCUUCUACCCCAAUUCAAACUCUUUCUUCUGGGUUAGGUCGAAAAAAUGCAGUUAAACUUUAUCGGCAUGUAGGUGGUGAUACUUCUGAUUCUAAAUGGAAAACUGCUGAUGGUUGUACUUCUUACUUGUUUGUGAAAUCUAAUGAUGAUGAGGAUGAGGAGGAGGAGGAGGAGGAGAAAAAUGGGUAUUGGGAGUUGAGGGUUGGGUCUAAAAUUAGGGUUAGGGUUUCCACGGAUUUACAAUUGAAGAUGUUUCCUGAUCAAUUACGGGUUGAUUUUGUGUGUAAUGGUGUUUGGGCGUUGAAAUUUUUUGAGAAGAAUAAUUAUUAUAGUUUGUUUCUGGCUGAAUUCCAGGAUUGUUUAUUUGAGAAUGUUCAUGGGUUAAAAGCUACUGAGAAGAAUAAGCUUAAAGUUUAUGGGAAAGAUUUUCUUGGGUGGCUUAAUCCUGAAGAUGCUGAUGAUACAAUGUGGGAUGCAGUUGAUGAUGAACAGUUUGGAAGUGGAAGUAAGACUCCUAGUUCUGCGUCUACUCCGUCUCUGUUGCACCGAGACCUCCUCGAAGAAAUCGAAGAAGUUGCCAAUUCUGGGAUUCAGAGUUUGGCAUUAGGUGCUCUUGAUAACAGUUUUCUUGUUGGGAAUGAUGGUAUUCAAGUUGUUAAGAAUUUCAGGCAUGGAAUUCAUGGAAAAGGGGUGUGUGUUAAGUUUGAUCGAAGUGGGUCAAAGAACACAAAUUCUUCAAGCUAUUCAACCCCAAAAAAGGCAAUUUUAAUGAGGGGAGAAACUAAUAUGAUGUUAAUGAGUCCAGUACUGGAGAAUAAACCACAUGCUCCUGGGCUUCAUCAAUUGGAUAUCGAAACAGGGAAAAUCGUUACUGAAUGGAAGUUUGCCAAAGAUGGGGCGGAUAUCUCAAUGAGAGACAUAACUAAUGACAACAAAGGAGCACAAUUGGAUCCUUCAGGAUCAACAUUCUUGGGUUUAGAUGAUAAUAGACUGUGCCAAUGGGAUAUGCGAGAACGCUGCGGUAUGGUGCAGAGUCUUGCCACUUCUAACUCCCCUGUAUUGCAUUGGAAUCAAGGUCAUCAAUUUUCAAGAGGAACAAACUUUCAGUGUUUUGCUUCCACUGGGGAUGGUUCAAUUGUUGUUGGUUCACUUGAUGGAAAGAUUAGGCUGUAUUCUAAGACAUCUAUGAGACAAGCAAAGACUGCAUUCCCUGGCCUUGGUUCGCCAAUUACUCAUGUGGAUGUUACUUACGAUGGAAAAUGGGUGUUGGGUACUACAGAUACAUAUUUGAUUCUUAUUUGUACGCUGUUUACUGAUAAAGAUGGAAGGACAAAGACAGGAUUUGGUGGUCGAAUGGGUAAUAGAGUAUCAGCUCCUAGAUUGCUUAAGUUAACUCCUGUGGAUGCUCAUCGGGCAGGGUCAAACAACAAGUUCCAUGGUGGUCAGUUUUCAUGGGUAACGGAGGAAGGGAAACAAGAGCGUCACAUAGUUGUAACAGCCGGAAAAUUUAGCGUUAUAUGGAACUUCGAGCAAGUGAAGAACAGUGGCCACGAGUGCUACCAAAACCAACAGGGUAUGAAGAGCUGUUACUGCUACAAGAUUGUGUUGAAAGACGAGUCUAUAGUAGACAGCCGCUUCAUGCAUGAGAAGUUUGCAGUUAGCGACACCCCUGAAGCUCCUCUUGUGGUGGCUACACCCAUGAAAGUGACUUCAUUCAGCAUAUCAACCCAGCAGUAACAAUAUUACACUGUUAUCUCAAUCUAGUAUGCCAUUUUUUUUAAUUCUGAAGGGUAUUCCUACUACAUCAGUAAAUACUCAUUUUAUGUUUCUUUUAGUGAUUCAAGUAUGUGUGCAAACUAGGGCUUUAAUAUUGCUAUGCAAUGGAAAUUGUCCAAAUUUUUAGUGAUUCAAUAGAAUUUUGUUGCUUUC